CCAGAGUGAGUUUGUUUCAAUGUUUUCUGAUUCUCGACCAUGGGAUUCUUGGUGCUCUCUCUACUUUUGUUGGGGACCCUGGUCCUUACUGAGAUAAGGGCUGGCUCUCACUCUCUGAAGUAUUUCUACACCGCGGCAUCCCAGCCCGGGCUAGCCGAACCGAAGUUCACAGCUGUAGUCUACGUGGAUGAUCAGCAGGUCUUGAGCUUCGACAGUGACAGCCGGAGCCAGAACAUGGAGGCCAGAACUCCGUGGAUCGAACAGGAGAUGUCCGAUUACUGGGAGCUGGAGACGCGGUUUUCCAGGGAAGCCACGCUGCGUUACCGAAUGUGCCUGCAGAAGGUACCAGUAUACUACAACCACAGCGAGGGAGGGGUUCACACAUACCAGCGUCAGUCAGGCUGUGAAGUGUUCUCCAACGGGAGCUUCAGCCGUGGCUUCGUGCAAUACGGGUUCGAUGGACGUGACUACCUAACACUGGACACUGGGACGCUGCGCUGGAUCGCUGCAGAUGUCGGAGCUCUGAACAAUAAGCGCAAGUGGGAAGCAAAUCAAGGAAUUGCGGAAUAUUGGAAGAUCUAUCUGGAGGAGGAGUGCGUGCACACGCUUCAAAGACACUUGGAAAAUGGAAAGGAGAGGCUACUUAGGGCAGACCCGCCCUCUGCUCGAGUGACCCGACACACAAGUUCUGACGGGGAGGUAACCCUAAAAUGUAGAGCACAGGACUUUUACCCUGCGGAGAUCUCACUGGUUUGGCUGAGGGAGGGAGAAGAACAGCUCCAGGACACGGAGUUCAUUGAGACCAGACCUGCGGGAGAUGGCACCUUCCAGAAGUGGGCAGCUGUGGAGAUGCUCUCUGGAAGUGAGCAUAAAUACACCUGCCGAGUGCAGCAUGAGGGCCUGCCUGAGCCACUUUUCCUGAAAUGGGAGUCACAGUUCUCAUCCAUAGGACUCUCUGCAGGAGUCAUCACUAUUCUCCUCCUCCUAGCUGCAGUCAUUAUCGGAGUUGUGGUCUGGAGGAAAAAUACUUCAGAUAGCAAAAGAGGAAGCUAUACUGCAACUGCAAGUAAUGACAGUGCCCAGGGAUCAGAUGUCUCUUUUACCGCAAGAACCUAAUGGAGUUACCCUGUAUGGGACAGAGAGACAACCACGGGCACUUGCUUCUCCAUUUCAUUUUUAUUUCCCUAUUCCCAGCUUCUCUCCCUGUAUAAACCUUUGUGAUCAAACCCAUACCCACCAGUCAAACCUUAUAAUAGGGAACAUUGGCCCUCUCAGUGUAUUAUUUUCUACCUCUCCUGCUCCUUCCACCCGCUCUCUUUCUAUACUACCUACCAGACUUUGGAGGAAAGAAAUUAGAGUGAGAGCAGUAAGAUUAUAUAGACUUCUCUGUCCUCCCCAGCAAUGAACUUGUCUUUUUCCUGAUGUUUGCUUUAUGAGUAGAAAGAUAUACUGAGUAAUUUUUCUUGAUAGCUCAAUUCCCAUUCCUCCCCAUCCCAAUUUCAUGGAAUUGUGCAUAAUACAUAAUAUAUAAUACAUAAUACAAGAAAAGGAAAAGAAAAUAAAGAUUUUAAGAUUUUUAAGAAUUAUAUUAUUGGCAGGGUUGAUUCCAUGGUUGCAGAUGGGAGUCUUGGUUAGGGUGGAGGGAAAGACUGAAGUAGAGGACAAUGUCUUUUUAUAAUAACUACUCAAAUAUUUUGUUUUUAUUUUGUUUCUCCCCUAUACUGUAUGUUCUGUUAGUCUGCAUAUGUUGUAAAACUGACAUUUUCCAGGAAGUCAGAAAGACCCUACGUUACUGUAACCAGAGAGUUACAAGCUGAUAAAGUUAUAACCAGAAAAACCUCAGGGGCUAUGUAGUCAGAUCUUUUUAUUUCAUUUAGUUGGCUAGGUGGUAUAGUGGGCUUGGAGCCAGGAGAACCUGGAUUUGAGAUGCCAGCUCUGAUAAUGUCUAUUUGCAUGACUCUAGGUAAUUCACCUAGCCUCUCUGGGCCUUAAGUUCAUCAUUGGUAAAAUAGGCAUGCCAAUAGCACCCACCUUACAGGGUUAUUGUGAGGAUCAAAUAAGAUAAUAUCACAUAUGCAGGUUCUUUCCAAACCUUAGUUCGGUUGUUCAGUCAUUUUUCAGUCAGAUCUGACUCUGUGACUACAUUUGGGGUUUUCUUAGCAAAGAGAUUUGAGUGGUUUACCAUUUCCUUCACAGGUGAGAAAACUGAGGACAAUAGGGUUAAGUGAAUUGCCUGAGGUCACAGAGGUAGUAAAUACCUGAGGCUAGAUUUGAACUCAGGAAGAAAGUGAAUCUUUUUGACUCUAAGUUCAGCAUCUUAUCCACUGUACCACCUGACUAUCUAGGAUAUCCCAGUGAUUUUCCUAACUCACUACCCACCCAUCCAACACAUACAUGGGACCAUGUGGGGAUGCCAAGAAUGUUUCUCCUCAUCAUAAAAACCUCAUGGGUUAGCAUGUAGUGAUAGACCUGGGGUAUGGGGAUAGAAGAUGAAAAACAAAGAACCUGGAGUCUUGACUAAUAACCUGACAGAGUAAGUGCUAUACCACUCUUCUCAUUUUCUAUCAUUUUCCUCCUGGUUUAUAGGUUGAAGGAUAAAUAUUUUGCUUUCAAAUAGUCUCAGUAUCUCUGAUGAAAAGUUACUUCACAUUCUCCCUAACCAGAGCAACUGCUAUGUUCCAAAUCCCUAAACCUGUAGUACGUAAUGCAUAUAUAUAAUAUGUAUACAACAUAUGGAUAUUUGAUAUAUAAUAUGCAUAUAUAUGAUAUAUGAAUAUCUAUAAUAUAUCUCUUCAUCCUACUCUUCUAAUACAAGGUCCAACCACUUUACCAAUCCUGUCAGUACUAUCUUCAAACAAUAUUUUAGGAAAAGACAUAUUGAUAUUAUACCAAACAACAACUCACAAGAAGAAACUUAAAGAUAAGCAAAGUUGCCUCUGAGUCAAAAUCUGAGAACCCUACUAUAGGCAUACAUUCCAAUAAAAGUAAAUACUAGUCCUACUUU
Molecule: messenger RNA, 3004 nt
Organism: Monodelphis domestica (gray short-tailed opossum)
Lineage: Eukaryota; Metazoa; Chordata; Mammalia; Didelphimorphia; Didelphidae
Gene: MODO-UE
Product: MHC class I antigen
Biological process (GO): immune response; antigen processing and presentation of endogenous peptide antigen via MHC class Ib; antigen processing and presentation of endogenous peptide antigen via MHC class I via ER pathway, TAP-independent
Cellular component (GO): external side of plasma membrane
Molecular function (GO): signaling receptor binding; peptide antigen binding
Source: RefSeq, a predicted model, not a curated record